Molecule: messenger RNA, 985 nt
Organism: Verticillium dahliae VdLs.17
Lineage: Eukaryota; Fungi; Ascomycota; Sordariomycetes; Glomerellales; Plectosphaerellaceae
Product: polysaccharide deacetylase family protein
Exons: 3
Coding region: 76-819 (247 amino acids)
Biological process (GO): carbohydrate metabolic process
Molecular function (GO): hydrolase activity, acting on carbon-nitrogen (but not peptide) bonds
Source: RefSeq, a predicted model, not a curated record
UUCGUUCCACCUCACAGUCGUUUGCACUGCCCACACUCGCUCAACACCUACAUUCGUUUAACGCAACCUAACAUAAUGUUUGUCAACCUCCGCAACUGCGUGCUCGGCCUCCUGGUCGCCGGUGCCACCGCCUCGCCCAUCACCAAGGACCUGGCCACCAUCGAGAAGAGGCAGAACCUGCCCAACGGCGUCGCCAUCUUCAAGUGCACCGUUCCCAACACCAUCGCCUUGACCUUCGACGAUGGCCCUCACAUUUGGACCGAGAACGCCGUCAACCAGCUCGAGGCCGCCGGCAUGAAGGGUACCUUCUUCCUCAACGGCAAGAACUUUGGCGAGCUCAAGAACUAUGUUCCUCUCCUCAAGCGCAUGCGCGCCAACCGCCACCAGAUCGGUUCUCACACUUGGGACCACCCUUACCUCACUCAGCUCAGCGAUGCCGCUGUCCGCAAGCAGAUGACCGACUUUGAGAACGAGCUCCGUCGUCUCAUCGGGUACUACCCCACCUACAUGCGCCCUCCUUACUUCGACUACAACGCCAAGACCCUCGCCGUCAUGAAGGAGCUCGGCUACCGCGUCAUCCAUGCCGACCUGGACACCAACGACUGGAAGUUCGACAUGCCCGCCUCCAUCGCCGCCUUCAAGGCCGGUGUCGCCAACAACCGCAUCGUUCUCGCUCACGACGUCCACGAGACCACCGUCAAGACCCUGCUCCCUGCCAUGAUCAAGGAGGUCCAGAGGCUCAAGCUUAAGGCCGUCACUGUCGGCGAGUGCCUCGGCGAGCCUUACGCCUACUGGUACAGGGUCACUCCCCGCGCUUAGAUGUCCUCAUCGAGGGCCCAAGUGGCCUGGGUUGCGAAGGAUGAAGCCGUAUAUUAAUGAUCACGAAUGUCAGCCUGAAUCUAUUGUAGCAUGCGCGCUUUUGCCGCUCUCACAUGUCAUUGUGUAUAGAACCUCAAGUAUUAUUAUUCACUACAUUUAUGAUCCA